Molecule: messenger RNA, 2076 nt
Organism: Quercus lobata
Lineage: Eukaryota; Viridiplantae; Streptophyta; Magnoliopsida; Fagales; Fagaceae
Exons: 2
Coding region: 1-2076 (691 amino acids)
Biological process (GO): DNA integration
Molecular function (GO): RNA-DNA hybrid ribonuclease activity; nucleic acid binding
Source: RefSeq, a predicted model, not a curated record
AUGCCUUUUGGUUUGGAAAAUGUAGAAUCUACCUAUCAACAGAUGAUGACUAAAAUGUUCGAACCACAACUGGGCAGAAACAUUGAAGUCUAUAUCAAUGACAUGAUAGUGAAGAGUAAAGUGGUGUCCGAGCAUGUGGAAGAUCUUAUAAACAUCUUUGGAAUACUGAGAAAGCAUAAGCUAUGCCUGAAUACUUCAAAAUGUUCCUUUGGUGUAGGCUCCGGUUGGUUCUUAGGAUACAUGGUGACUUAUAGAGGAAUUGAAGUGAAACCAGAUCAAAUUAAGGCCAUCAACGAUUUACAAGCCCCUCAAAAUCUGAAAGAGGUGCAGAAACUGACUGGAAUGACUGCUGCUUUGAACCGAUUUAUCUCCAGGUCAGUCGAGAGGUGUCGUCCAUUUUUCCUUCUACUGCAUAAGUGGAAAGGAUUUGAAUGGACCGAAGAGUGUGUUGUGGCGUUUCAGCAACUGAAGGAGUACCUGUCCAGGCCGCCUAUCAUGUCUAGUCCUGAGGUGGAUGAGGUCCUGUUUGCUUAUCUGGCAGUUGCCCCUCAUGCAAUUAGUUUUGUCUUAAUAAGAGAGGAUAGCGGCGUCCAAAGACCAGUUUAUUACAUAAGCAAGUCCCUUUAUGAAACCGAGGUGAGAUACUUAUCAUUGGAAAAGGCCAUCUUGGCGGUGGUCCAUGUAACACGCAAACUUACACAUUACUUUCAAGCCCAUACCGUGGUUGUUUUAACUCAGCUACCUCUCAAGUCUAUACUUAGAAGUGUAAAUUAUACCGGGAGAAUUGCUAAGUGUGGCACAAUCCUAUAUGCUUUCGACAUCAAGUAUAUGUCUUGCACCUCUGUGAAAGGCCAAGUCCUUGCCGAUCUAGUAGCUGAGUUUGCCGAGUGUCCAGAAGAAGCUAACAUGAAGCAAAGUGACAUGGAUGAAAAAUCGAUUGGUCUGAUCUCCACACAAGGCGGUUCCUCCUGGAAAGUAUAUGUGGACGGAGCAGCAAACCAACGGGGGGCAGGAUUGGGGCUAGUUUUGAUAUCCCCUGAAGAGAUCAUCAUUGAAAAAUCCUUAAGGUUAGGAUUCUCGGCUACUAACAACGAAGCAGAAUAUGAAACUUUGUUGAUAGGAAUGAGUAUGGUCCAGAAAAUGGGUGGAAAGGUAGCAGAAUUAUUCUCGGAUUCAAGAUUGGUAUUCAGCCAAGUGAAAGGAGAACUGGAAGCCCGAGAUCCAAGAAUGCAGGGAUAUUUAAGCCACGUUAGGUGUAUGCAAACGAAAUUUGAAUCUUUCGACUUGUCGCAUAUCCCCCAAGGUGAAAAUACCCACACCGAUUCCCUGGCAACCCUUGCCACAUUUUCAACACGGAGUUUUCCUCGGGUGAUAAUCGUGGAAGAUUUGUAUACCCCCACUCCACUAGAAAAGGACGUACGUCAGGUUCAUCAAGUCAAUCUAGCGCCGAGCUGGAUGGAUCCCAUAUUGAAAUUCCUCAAAAGUGACACCUUGCCCGAAGAGAAACUAGAAGCGGAGAAAAUACGGAGGAAAGCUCCUCGAUUUUGGUUAUCCAAGGACAAAAAAUUAUAUAAACGGUCUUUUUCUGGGCCGUAUUUACUUUGUAUACAUCUCGAGAUGUCAGAGUCACUCCUAGAGGAACUGCAUGAAGGCAUUUGUGGAAGUCAUACGGGGGGAAGGUCCCUAUCACACCGGGCUAUUACUCAAGGAUAUUGGUGGCUGAAUAUGCAGAAGAAAGCGCAGAAGUAUGUUAGAAAAUGCGACCAGUGUCAGAGGUUCGCUCCAAACAUCCACCAGCUUGAAGGAAUUCUUAACCCUCUAUCCAGCCCUUGGCCUUUUGCUCAAUGGGGGCUAGAUAUUGUCAGCCCUUUUCCUAAAGUCAUAGGAAACAAAAAGUAUCUGCUGGUCGGCACAGAUUAUUUUACUAAAUGGGUCGAAGCUGAACCUUUGGCUAACAUUGAAGACGUAGAUGUUAAGAGGUUUAUCUGGAAGAAUAUUGUUCCGCGAUUUGGAACUCCGCGCACUCUUGUCUCGGAUAACGACCUUCAAUUUGAUAGUAAGGCCUUCAGAAACUAA